This is a messenger RNA of Pyrus x bretschneideri (Chinese white pear), 1060 nucleotides long. Its product is annotated as phosphoglycerate mutase-like protein 4. The record is from RefSeq and is a predicted model, not a curated record. The coding region runs from base 153 to 845 and encodes 230 amino acids. The transcript is spliced from 7 exons. Gene Ontology annotation, cellular component: cytoplasm; cytosol. Gene Ontology annotation, molecular function: phosphatase activity. Lineage: Eukaryota; Viridiplantae; Streptophyta; Magnoliopsida; Rosales; Rosaceae.
GGGAAUUAGAUUCUUCGUCGAUUUGGAUCCUGUAAAUUAACAUUCAAUGCAAUGCGUCCUCUCAGUCUCACACAACCCCCUUGCGCCUCACGGAGCUCGCAGCUCAGCGUUGACUCGGUACGGCGGCGGUGGCGGCAGUUCCCGAUUCAUCCAUGGCGGAGGCCGAUUCCAGCUGUGUGACUUUGGAUUACGCGGAGAUCAUCGUAGUUCGUCAUGGCGAAACGGCCUGGAACGCUGAGCAUAGAAUCCAGGGGCAUUUGGAUGUUGAAUUAAAUGAUGCUGGGAGGCAGCAAGCAGCAGCAGUGGGUAAUAGAUUAUCAAAGGAUCCCAAAAUCUCCCUUGUAUAUUCUUCUGAUCUGAGUCGAGCUUAUGAGACUGCACAGAUAAUUGCAGCCAGGUGUGGUGGGCUAAAGGUUGAAACAGAUCCUGAUUUACGCGAAAGGCAUUUAGGUGAUCUUCAAGGACUUGUAUACCAUGAACUUGCCAAGCUUAAACCUCAGGCUCACCAGGCCUUUGUAUCUCGUGAGACAUUUCAAGAGAUCCCGGGUGGUGGAGAAAGUCUUGAUCAACUUCAUCAACGCUGCACGUCUUCAUUGCAGCGAAUUGGCAGUAAACACAAGGGAGAGCGAGUAGUUGCAGUCACCCAUGGGGGGGUCAUCAGAACACUUCUCAAGAAGGGUUACGCAAAUGGCAAGUCUGUAGGCAAAGUAGGCAAUGCAUCGAUCCACAUAUUUCACUUGUACGAUGACGGCAAAUGGACCGUGAAAUCCUCAGGUGAUGUUAGUCAUCUCAACCAAACAGAUUAUCUGGAGUCAGCUUUCGGUGGGGAUGAAAAAUCUGGUUAGUUCAUGUUUGGGGUGCUCUCGCAGUUUAUAGUGAUCAAUUGAAUGCUGGAAGUACCUAGCACUUUUCAGUACUAAUUUUAUUUAGCUGAUGCUGAAUUAUUGCAAUAAGGCGGCCUAGAUUAAUGCCGGCCAUAUGUUCUUACAAUCUAACGAUAACAAUAUGUUGUAUUGAUCGAUAUGACUCUUGGCUAUGUUGCACAUUGCUUGCAUCUUCA